AUGGGAUAAAGUAUAACCUUAAACAAAAGUGCUAUUUUAUAUGAAAUUGCAUAAAGUGUAAUAAAGAGGAAGUUCUUAAGAAAUUUUGAUAAUAAAUAAGAUGAAUAUCUUGAAGUAAGAACUGACUCAAACAAAGAAUAUUUUAUUUUAGAAAACAAAAAGCUGCAAUAAUAGGUAAAAUAAAAAUCUGAUGAAAUAGAAACUUUGAAAAACGAACUAAAAAAGUAUUCAUCUUCUCCAGUGCAAUUUUAGAAUCAAGCAUGCGAAUUUACUUCUAAGUAUAUUCAAAAUAUUAAUGAGAUAAUUGAUUCUUAUUAAGAUAAGUUGUUAAACCUUCUUAUAGACGAACAAAAUACUCCAAAAAACCUCUUAAAUAAUGGAAAAAUAAGCUUCAGUGUUAACUAAAUAUUUCAAGACGGUCAGUGUCUGGAUAUUUUUAAGCAAUUUUUUAAAUAAGAGGUGGGAAAUCUAUUUUCUAAUAUGAAAACAGCAAUAGAAUCUAUGUUGAACAAUAAACAAAAAAUAUUGCCUUCAAUUUAAGAUUAUUCAGAUCAUUAUUAUUAAUUUAUAUGUGAAACAAAUGAUGCUUUUAAAGAUAAUUCAAUGCAAAGCUCUGAUGAAAUUGCUAUUGAAUAAGAAAAUUAGUUGAAUUCUUAUCACGUAAGGGAAUCAAAUAAGUUUAAUUAUCUUAAAUAGGUGCUUGAUUAAGAAGGAAAUUCUCCCAGUAAUCAAUAAACAUAAAAUCUAUCUAAACAUAAAAAAAAACAAUCAAUAAAUAAAAUCCGCUCGUCAUCUUAAAAAUUAGAAGCUCACAAAACUGCUUUCGAAUAAGAUCUCAUUUAAAAAUUAAAUAAAUGCAAAGAUAGCUUUGAGAUUAAGCUUAAAAGCUAAACGCGAUUAUAAUUUGGCAACAAUCAUUCUAAAGAAGCUAACUAAAUUGAUAACUUAUUUUUGGAAGAUUUUGAAAGUAGCUCAUAUUCAGAUUAUAAGGAUUAAGAAGAUAAGGAUUUUGAUUCUGAAACUAGCAUUUCAAUCCCUAAGAAAAUGAACCCUAAAAAUUCAAUAUAAAAUUAGUCUGCUAUUAACUCAAGAGAAGAGUCUGAUUUUUAAGAAAUUCAAAAAUUAAAUAAAAUAAGGAAGUGUUCUUUUGAAAAAAGUUUUAUAACUUCUAAUCCUUAAAAUAGUUAAGAUAAUUAAAAGUUCAAGUAAUUUAAAAAUGAAGAUGAACAACAUAAAUACUUCAAAACAGAGAAAUUUUUUUAAGAAAAGUAAAGAGAAUAGAUAAUGUGCAGCAAAAAGAAAAUAAAACAUUUACAUCAUAAAACUUCGAAUCAUAUUGUUUCAAGAUGCGCCUCAAAAAAAUUUUCAAUUGUUUCGCAAAAGAGUAUUUUUUACUAAGAAAACUAAUAAAAAAUUAAUUCAUAAACUAAUUUAAAGCCGAAGGAGUUAUCUUCAGUAGAUAAAAAUUACUCGCACAGUAGCACUCAAUUAACAAAUAUGGAUUUUUGUUAAGCAAAAGAUAAUAGAGAGUUACUAAAAAUAAUACAUCCAAUAGAUGAAAACCAUUUCUUCAGUGAUAAAGUUGUUAAAUAUUCUCGCUAGAAAAAAUCAGAAAAAAAAAUCAUAGUACUGAACUCUAAACACUUUUAUGUUUUGAGUUAAGAUCCAUUAGAAAAACAUAAAUAGUUUUAAAUAGAGGAUAUUAGCAAAAUAAUAAUAUGCCCUAAUAAUAAAUAGCUAUGUUCUAUUUAAAUCAAGAAAUAGUUCUAACUAAUUAUUGAAGUUCCUCAUGUCAGAUUUUUUAUAAAAUAUAUCCUUAAUCACUUUAAAAAUGUAUUGAAAAAAAAUCCACCUGAGAUUAAAAUUUAAAAGAUAACAAUGAUAUUUGCAAAUAAUUGCCAUUAAAACAAUAUAAGUGGCUAGAAUUUAGUAGAAGAAUAGACUACAAAAUCACAAUUUAAUGCAAACUAGUCUGAUUAAAAAAAUUAAUCAAAAGUUGAAUCAGAUUAGCUGAGUUAAAAUUUAUAAACAAAAAAUUGCUUAAAGGCUUUUAUUUUAAAAAACUCAAAUAACUUAUUGGAAUAAAUAUAAGAUGAAAACUGGGUCGAAGGUUUUCUUAUUUAAGAAAAAGAUAAAAUUUUUUCAUCAGAGGAUGAAUAAAUAUUUGAAAUAGAGAAUAAAUUAGAAGUGUAAGCUGAGGCUAAUUGUUUUAUGCCCAAUUAAAAGAUUUUCAAAUUUAGUGACUAAGAAAGUAAUAACUAUCAUUUAAAGCUUAAAUAAGAUUUUGAUAUUCCACUCCUAAUAAAAAGUAUUAAGGGUGGUUAUAAGCAAUAUUUGUAUUAUAAUAAUCGCUUAAAUUCUUGA
Molecule: messenger RNA, 2364 nt
Organism: Tetrahymena thermophila SB210
Lineage: Eukaryota; Ciliophora; Oligohymenophorea; Hymenostomatida; Tetrahymenidae
Exons: 7
Cellular component (GO): myosin complex
Molecular function (GO): cytoskeletal motor activity
Source: RefSeq, a predicted model, not a curated record